Molecule: messenger RNA, 2034 nt
Organism: Anneissia japonica
Lineage: Eukaryota; Metazoa; Echinodermata; Crinoidea; Comatulida; Comatulidae
Product: E3 ubiquitin-protein ligase TRIM71-like
Exons: 1
Biological process (GO): protein polyubiquitination; negative regulation of translation; proteasome-mediated ubiquitin-dependent protein catabolic process
Molecular function (GO): ubiquitin protein ligase activity; translation repressor activity
Source: RefSeq, a predicted model, not a curated record
AUUUACAAUUAUAUACAUAGCAAAGUGAUCAAAUCAAUUGGUCAGGGAGUAUUGAAGGAAUAUAUAUAUGGUAUCCAUGUGGAUGAGGAAGUAAAUGUUGUGUAUGUAGGAGAAUGGAAUAAUGGUUGUGUGUUCAUUUUUUACAUUGAUGAUGGUCGUGUGAUCAACCAGAUAGGUUCAAAGGGCGUACAAGAUGGUCAACUUAAUAGAGUCACUGAUGUUACUCUUACAAGUAAAGGACAUCUUCUUGCAUUGGAUAGUAAAAGAUUACAACUAUUUAAUAAAGAGGGAAGUUUUGAGAAAGUCCUCGUUAAAGCAGGUGAUGAGGAUGGUAAGGUGAGACAUCCACAUGGAGUAGUAGUUGAUGAGGAUGACAACAUCAUUAUAUCAAGUAAAAACAAACUACAGCUAUUCAAGAGUGAUGGAAAGUUUAUUAAAAGAAUUGACAAACCAGAAGAUAGUAUCAACAAUCCUCAUGGACUAUCCAUCAUUCCACAUCAUCCAAGGAGACUUGCAGUAGCAAAUGGUGGUGACAAAACCGUAAAAAUAUUAAAUUAUUAAAUAAAACUGAUAGUCGCUGUACAAAUGUUCUUGUGUUACUGUUAUAUCUGCAUCAAAUUUGAAUAUUGGCAUACAGUAUCAAUAGUAAAACUCUUUCAUUACAAAAUCUUUUAAAUAAAAUUAAUCAUGUUUGCAGGAUUAUUAUCAAUUUAGUGAUACAAAAUAUUACCAACUUAAUUUUAUCUACCCAAAUUUGGCUUUAAAAUGGUUCCUAGACUCCUGUAUAGAUAAAAAAUCGGGGCUUAAAUAUGUAUAGUAAUUGAUUUUCCAACAAUAACAGACUGACAGGGAUCAAUAUCUAACCUAUUUGGAAGAGGUAAUAGUGUAUUACACUUUACAGUUGUAAAUAGUAAAUCAUUGUAGCAUCUCUUACCCUUUAAUUUUACCUUUUAGAAAAUGUUUUAAAUGACUUACUAAAGCGUGUUUACUUGACUUUCUAUUUUGCACAUUGGCUUUUAAAAUAAUGUACAACAAAGAAUGUGUUUAUUGGUGAGCAUUUUCUACAAUGUAACUGAUUUUUUACAAUACAUUUUUAAAUUAACAUUGUGAAAUGUGUUUAAUGUAAUAACUAUAGUUUUAAGUAAUUCAAAUUUACUUGGUUUGCACCAAAAUAGCAAAUACAAGAUUCAUAUCAGCUGGUUUAUAAUUGAUAUUUAAUGUAUUUUUUGUUUUAUUAAAGGUUUCAACUUAAUUUGAACAUUAUAUUUUGAUAAUAAUAAUCUCCAUGAGUAACAGGUAGUUGAUUUUAUUGGUAGAUAAAAUGUGUUCUGUUUGUUGUUGUGGUAUCUAGCAAAGCAGUAAGUUCACGUAAAACAUGUUAAAGUUGACUUACUGUAUAAAGUGUUCAGAAAGAAUCUUAUGAAUAUUUAUGAGAGAGUUCUUUUACAGAAUUAAUUGAGACUAAUUACAGUAAAGAAUAAAAAUAAGAGAAUUUAUACUUGUAUUUCUAAAUGACAAGCAUUUUCAAUUAUUGAAAGCUUUGGCUUUAUUGAAAAUGUAUUAAUUUUUUGGAUAUCAGCUACCAAUAAGAUUUUCAUAAUGUAAAAUUCAUUCUUCCCAAUUGUUUGCUCUUUUAUACAGAAAAUAAUUAAUUGUGUGUAACUGUUUAUUAACUGUGUAUUACAAUCUUUUUUAAGUCUAUUACACUGUAUUGAUAUCUUUAUUUGUACAUUUUAUCUCAAUUAUGCUUUCUGGUACCAUAAUAUUUUAAAUAAGAAAACAAAAUUAUAUUAUAUUAUAUAUAUAUUAUAACAUAAAAACGAAAGGUUCACUGAUUAAUCUCAGAGAAGAUAUCAUAAUACAUACCCCAAGUAUCAAAAUGCACGCCAUCGUGUCGGAAUGUAAUAUUUCAACAUUAAUUAUGUCAUCGUAGUCAUUCCUGACAAUGCAUACCUGUGGUAUAAGCUUUUAAACUUUAGUGACAAUUAUGUGUCCAGUUACAAAAAUCUGUUAUAAAAUUUCACUGAAUUUUGA